AUGGAUUACGAGGCGUUGAAGGACCAGUGGAGCGAUGUUGAGGAUCGUGAUGGUAUCAGACUCAGCUGGAACACCUUUCCAAGCUCGCGCAUGGAGGCAUCCCGCUUAGUUGUCCCCAUCGGAGCAAUGUAUACGCCCCUCAAAGAAAAGACCGACACCCCAUUAUUGCAAUACGAACCUGUGACUUGCAAAGCUCCUUGCAAAGCAGUCCUCAAUCCUUAUGCGAAUGUCGAUAUCCGAGCCCGAAUCUGGAUAUGCCCUUUCUGUUUGAUGCGCAAUCCUCUUCCACCACACUAUAAAGAUAUCACAGAGAAUGCUAUUCCCCCAGAGCUUCAUCCUCAGAGUACCACCAUCGAAUACCGAUUGGCGCGUCCCGCUCCCGCUCCUCCGAUCUUCGUGUACGUUGUAGACACUUGUCAAGAAGAUGAUAGUCUCCAGGCUCUCAAGGACUCCCUCAUCAUGAGCUUGUCCCUGCUCCCGCCAAACGCGCUUGUUGGUUUGAUCACAUACGGCACUAUGGCGCAAGUACAUGAACUCGGUUACGGUGAAUGCGCCAAGUCUUAUGUCUUCCGUGGAAGCAAGGACUACGCCGCCAAACAGGUGCAGGAGAUGCUUGGACUGCUCAACGCUGGAGUUCGUCCCGGUGCUCCCCAGCAACCUGGUCGCAUGCCUCCUCCCAUGGGUCCUGCCGCUCGCUUCCUCCUCCCCGUACAGCAGGCCGAGUUCCAGAUCACCAACAUCCUCGAGCAGCUACAGCGUGAUCCAUGGCCGGUUGCGAACGAUAAGCGUGCUCUGAGAUGUACCGGUGUCGCCAUUAGCGUUGCUGUUGGAUUAUUGGAAACGUCGUUUCAGAAUGCAGGUGGACGUAUUAUGGUCUUCGUUAGCGGUCCAGCAACAGAGGGCCCUGGUCUUGUUGUUGGCCCAGAGUUGAAAGAACCUAUUCGAUCUCAUCACGACAUUGAUAGGGACAACAUCAAAUAUUUCAAGAAGGCAGUCAAGUUCUAUGACAAUAUUGCUAAACGUGCGGCACAUAAUGGUCACGUAAUUGACCUCUUCGCUGGUUGUCUUGAUCAAGUCGGCAUGUUGGAGAUGAAGAACAUGGCCAACCAUACUGGCGGUCAUAUACUGUUGACCGACAGCUUCACAUCCUCUCAAUUCAAACAAUCGUUCGUCCGAGUUUUCGAUAAGGAUGAGAACGAUAAUCUGCUUAUGGCCUUUAAUGCAUCUCUCGAAGUUCUGACCACAAAAGAGCUCAAAGUCACUGGACUUAUUGGUCAUGCUAUUUCAUUAAACAAAAAAUCUAGUAGCGUCGGAGAGACCGAGUGUGGUAUCGGUAAUACUUGUGCAUGGAAGAUGUGCGGUAUUGACCCUGCUGCCAGCUAUGGGAUCUAUUUCGAGAUUGCAAACCAAGGUGGACCGGCACCAAUGCAACAAGGACCUCAACGUGGCAUGAUGCAAUUUCUCACAUAUUACCAACAUUCCUCUGGUCAAUUCCACCUACGCGUAACGACUAUUGCUAGGAACCUCAGUGGUCCAGCCGGUGACCCGGCUCUUGCUCAGUCAUUUGAUCAAGAAGCAGCAGCAGUCCUCAUGUCCCGUAUCGCUGUCUUCAAAGCCGAGGUUGAUGACGGCCCAGAUGUGUUGCGUUGGGUCGAUCGUAUGUUGAUUCGGUUAUGCUCCCGCUUCGCUGAUUACAGAAAGGAUGAUCCAACAUCAUUCCGCCUUGAAAAGAACUUUACUCUCUAUCCACAGUUCAUGUUCCAUCUUCGGCGAAGUCAGUUCCUGCAAGUUUUCAACAACUCUCCUGAUGAAACGGCAUUCUACCGACAUGUCUUGAACCACGAAGAUACUGGCAACUCUCUGAUCAUGAUCCAGCCCACGCUCGAUUCAUACUCUUUGGAGCACGAGGGCGCUCAACCUGUCUUACUUGACUCCGCCUCCAUCCAACCUACUCACAUUCUCCUUCUUGAUACAUUCUUCCACCUCCUCAUUUUCCACGGAGAGACAAUGGCAGAAUGGAGGAAAGCUGGAUAUCAGGACCAAGAAGGUUAUGAGAACUUCAAAGCGAUUUUAGAACAGCCCAAGGAAGAUGCUAGAGAACUGAUUGCGGACCGUUUCCCACUACCCCGAUUCAUCAUUUGCGAUGCCGGUGGCUCACAAGCCCGUUUCCUCCUGUCAAAACUCAAUCCCUCGACAACCCAUUCUACUGGAGGAUACGGUGGCGGUGUGACAGCACAAACUAUCUUUACAGAUGAUGUGUCGUUACAAACUUUCAUGGAACAUUUGAUGAAACUUGCUGUGUCAGGCACCAACUAAACACGGAGUGCAGUUCCAUAAACGCUCGUUGGCGAUGAGAAUCUGUGUGGCUGAGUGUACCUUUAGCGGUUCUUUUCCAUCCGUCAUUUUGUUUUACGAUACAUUCGAUUGAUAAAUUUUCUAUUGUUUCAA
Messenger RNA from Talaromyces stipitatus ATCC 10500, 2448 nucleotides. RefSeq names its product protein transport protein Sec23, putative. The coding region runs from base 1 to 2316 and encodes 771 amino acids. Gene Ontology annotation, molecular function: GTPase activator activity; zinc ion binding. The transcript is spliced from 7 exons. Lineage: Eukaryota; Fungi; Ascomycota; Eurotiomycetes; Eurotiales; Trichocomaceae. The record is from RefSeq and is a predicted model, not a curated record. Gene Ontology annotation, biological process: endoplasmic reticulum to Golgi vesicle-mediated transport; COPII-coated vesicle cargo loading; COPII-coated vesicle budding. Gene Ontology annotation, cellular component: endoplasmic reticulum exit site; COPII vesicle coat.